AUGCCCGAGACUAAAGACAAGUCCAAGGUUCACAAGCUGUCCCUGAAAGGGUCGGCGAAGCUGGUGUCUGAAUUCUUUGAAUACUCGAUCAACUCGAUUCUGUUUCAACGAGGCGUCUAUCCUCCCGAGGAUUUCACCACUGUCAAGAAAUAUGGCCUCAACAUGCUUGUGUCGGCCGACGACCAAGUGAAAGCCUACAUUAAGAAGAUUAUGUCGCAGCUGAAUAAGUGGAUGGUUGGUGGAAAGAUCUCCAAGCUUGUCGUGGUUAUCACGAGCAAGGAAACCGGGGAGCAUGUGGAGAGAUGGCAGUUUGACGUUGAGAUAUUUGGCAAGAGCUCCAAGAGCUCGAGCUCUCGAAAAGUGGGAGACAAAGAGAAUGCGGCCCCAGGCGAUGCGGACCCCCAAUCCCCUGAGCCCGUCGAGAAGACCGAAAAGGAAAUCCAGGAAGAAGUCCAAGCAAUCUUCCGCCAGAUAACCGCUUCCGUUACAUUCCUUCCUGUGCUGGAUGGCGAUUGCACUUUCAACGUGCUGGUCUACGCCGAUGCCGACUCCGAAGUGCCCGUGGAAUGGGGAGACAGUGAUGCCAAGGAAAUCAAGAACGCCGAGAAGGUGCAGCUGAGAAGCUUCAGCACGAACAAUCAUCGAGUGGGAACUCUCGUCAGCUAUCGGCUGGCGGAUUGA
This is a messenger RNA of Penicillium alfredii, 681 nucleotides long. RefSeq names its product spindle checkpoint protein MAD2. Bases 1 to 681 code for a protein of 226 amino acids. Gene Ontology annotation, biological process: mitotic spindle assembly checkpoint signaling. NCBI's taxonomy places the organism in Eukaryota, Fungi, Ascomycota, Eurotiomycetes, Eurotiales, Aspergillaceae. The transcript has 8 exons. The record is from RefSeq and is a predicted model, not a curated record. Gene Ontology annotation, cellular component: cytoplasm; kinetochore; nucleoplasm.